ACACAUGAAACUUCCGUCAGUCACCUGAAGAGAUUGCUGUGGGCCGUACUGCCGAAAAUGACUUCGAAACAAGAUGAUGUUGACAGCCAGCCUCAUGCCUGUCAUAGUCAUACGGACGAUCAGAAAAGGAAGAAAACUGGUGAUCCUGUUGUUGCCAUACCAACUGCUUCCACUACGCACGAAACACAGAAUGGCCGGAUGGAGAUAACGAAAAGACAACAGGCUGUGGUUGACGCGGAUUACGACGAUUUCGAGACUCAUUGUUUGAAGAGACAGCGAGCGAUUGACCCAGACUAUGAAGAAAUCUCGGAUCAGCCCAGCAAACGGCAGAGAGUCAUCGAGGAAGAUGCCAAGGAGGCCACCAAGCGUAAGAUAGAGCGAAUAAUACAAACCCAUUUCUCAGCAGAAAUCCACAACAAACAGUCGGAAAUUAACAUCAUCGACCAGAGAUUGAAUCAGUCACGUGUGAUGAUGGACCGACUACGAGCUUGUAUUGUCGCCAACUUCUAUGGGACGGCCAGUCAGCAAGGUCUCUCCAAGGGUAAACACUUUUCUGCUGAAAUUCCGUCCAUUCACCCCGCCGUGAAAAAACAUCUGGGAAAGGCUCCCGUCUGUGCUGAUCAGACGCUUGUGUCACAAAGUAACCUCCCAGAGAAGAAGAGCUCUGCGGGGGAGACUACUCCAGUUACAGACCAGGCAAUACCAGCAGCCUCUACAACCGUUAAAGAAGAAGCGACAGCCUCUUUGUGUCAAGCUACGGAAGUGGAACACAAAUCUAAGGUUUCUUCCUCUGCGUCCGCGAGUCGGGUAUCGGAAGCGAAGAGAGGAUCCAGAUUCAGAAUAAAGAAAAAGAUCAUAGUUGGCAAUGUGUCUAAGUUUAUUCCCAUAGACCGACGCGACGUCAACGACCAGGCGUCACACAAGUGGAUGGUGUACGUGCGCGGGCCACAGGAUGAGCCGAAGAUUAACGACUUCGUGAAGAAAGUUUGGUUCUUCCUCCACCCCAGCUACAGACCAAACGACUUGGUUGAGAUCAGCCAGCCUCCGUUUCACCUGACGCGGCGUGGAUGGGGCGAGUUUCCGGUUCGAGUCCAGCUUCAUUUCUGGGACAGCCGCAACAAGAGAGUGGACAUCAUUCACCAGCUCGUGUUGGACAAAACAUGCACUGGAUUGCAGACCCUUGGAUCAGAAACGGUUGUUGAAAUUGAACUUGAGAAGGAAGAAGUUGAGGAAAGACUGACUAAUUCCGUGAACGUGCCCGUAGCAAGUGAGAAUAAGAAGAAAACUAGAACAAGAUCGGGCAAAACUUCACCCAGAAAACGUUUCAAAUCCGAAUCAAAGGGAGAAAACUGCAAACUCUUGUCCGACAUCAAACAAGAGCCAAUAUUGGAUGUCGCUAAUGCAGAAGCCACACACGGACAGAAUGCUAGCACCAAGUUACGAGCCGAGAAACGCACACACGGAGAAAUGACGGAAGUGAAAUCAACCGAAAAUGCUAACAGGAGGACGUCUGAAUGUUAUCUUGAGAUAGAAUGUGGAAAUAGCAGUUAUAAGACCGGUGAUGCAAAACGAAAUGUCUCUGGUGAUGCAAAACAAAAUAUAUCUGAAAAUGGCGAUGGAAUCGGUUUGAGCCGUUCUCACAGAAAGACGAUGAAGUUAAAAGAGAAAACUCGCAAAAACUCGGACACUGUGUGCAGUUCUGUUGUGAAUUCCUCCACCGUGGAGAGUAACUCUAGUCCACCAUCGCUGGAGAAAUGUAGUGACGUUGGUGAAGCAGGACACGUGCCCACAGCACAGAAACAGGCUAAUGUGAAUAAUAACCAUAACGGCGUUCUGUGUUCUGUUAAUUCUCAGGGAAAGACGAUAUUACAGGGUAAGGAUGCGACAAUCAAGUCGAAUGUGCCAAAGGUUUCACUUCUCAACAAGACCACGAUGUUGUCGCCCAAGUCGCAGAUGUAUAUCAAAAGCAUGGACGAAAAAGGAAAUGUGGUUCUUCAGCUAAUUGGCGAAAGAUCGCCGAUCCAAAAUAGUGCAGACAGUUUGCUGCUUGCGAGAACUGGUCAGGUGUCCUUGUUGGAUGGGAAGAAGAAAUCAUGCUCUGAUGGACGAAAGGGGUCGGACCAGUUUGUGGUAGCUUCUAAUGAUGUAACGACUUUGUCGACAGUGUCGCCUGUUCGCGGUUUGGCAUCGCCAAAAUCCACUAAACCGUUGGUGUAUUCUUUAACGACUCCCGUGCAGAUGGCUGCUUCCUGUGAUAAAACGUCCGAUUCCGUCUCAAAGUCUUCUGUAGUAACUUCCUCCCUUUAUAGUGCUUUACCGCAGUCGGAUGUGAAUUCCAUCAACAGAGGUGGAGCACCAGUAUCCAUUGUGAAUUCCACCCAAAGCUCUGGUGUACCAGUAUGUGAUGUAAAUCCCACCCUCAGAAGUGUUGCUCCUGUAUUGACUGUGAAUUCCACCUACAGCAUUGGUGCUCCACAAUCGGAUGUAAAUUCCACCCACAUAGGUGUAGCAUCGACGUCCACUGGGAAUUCCACCCACAGCACUGGUGCACCAGUAUGUGCUGUGAAUUCCACCCACAGCACUGGUGUACCAGUAUGUGCUGUAAAUUCCACCCACAGGAGUGGCAUUCCUGUGUCUAAUGUACAUUCCUCCCACAUCGCCGUAGCACCGACCAUCCAGUCAGUGCGUCUUAUAGUGACUCCUCAGGGACUGAAAAUGAUUCCUAUCGGUGACGAAGGAAAGGAAGGCGUGUGUACUUUGAUCUCUAAUCUGUCGGUUCAGAACAAAACUGAAGUGCAUAAUAAAAAUAGCCCAAAUUUCACAUCAUCUGCUAAAAGUAGUCUGAGGCCAGAACAGAAGCAGAAUAAAGAUGGUAGUGCGUGCGCAGCUCCUCAGCUCAUUUUAGCAAACAUUGGGGCUCAGACAUUUGUUUUGAAAGUUGUGCCAAAUACGAACUCCGGUUCCCUUGCUGGAGUACAAAACUCAUCAAAAGUCGGAGACAGUUCGGCUGGGAAACCAGUCCCCGGUAAGCAGACGGUCUCAGGCUCCACCGGUUUUGUCAGUACAAAGAGCUCCUUGCUGAUUGGUUCACCCAAGUGCAAUAAAAUAUCACCCACCAAUAAGAACUUGGCAGGAAACGUUUCAAAUUCUCUAGCCAAUCGGAACACGGGAAUUCCUGCGGCAUCAGCCAAUCCAAGCCAGUCUUACAUAAAGUCGCUGUUGAAGCUGCCAUACAGCUGUGAUGAAAAGAAACUGCUGGUUCUGAGGAAGGAUAAGGAACGAGAGAAGGACAUUAGAGAAGAAAUUCCUCAUCUCAAUCUCGGCGAUUAUUCCGACAUGUUGUCUCUCGUGAGAGCGGCGGUACGGCAUCACCCGGUCGUCCGAGAUCCAAUAGACCAGGUGACACAUCCCUAUUGUGCCAAAUCGACAGAACACUGGCUGCGGUGGAAUAUCGGCAAGAGACGGGCAUCGGAGUGGCAACGAGCGUCAACAGUGCGACGGUACAUUACUAAACACUUGCAAGAUGAUCGCAGCUUUAAAGGGCAGCAACUCUGGACAACGAAGCAGAUAAUGACUUGGUGUCGUUUUCAUGCUUACAGUCCUCACUACCUUGAAAAAAUUUCCCUACCUCCAUCUGGGUGUUCCAAAGGGGAGAGAAUUCCCGACAGCCUGAGUUCCGAGAUGGAGGAACCCGCAGCUAACUGUAAACUCUGCUCGCUGUCCGAAGCCGGGACUCUCGUUUCCAGGGUAACGGCCGUAACGGAAAGUUUGGACGAUACAGAUGCAAGCAGUACAGAAGAAGAAAUAGAAAUCCUUUCAGUUGAUCAGCCCAAGGUGAAGAUAAAGUUGGAAGUGAAGAAGGAACCCAUUUCACACACCGAUCCUCUCUACCUACCUCUCUCCGACCAAGCCAUGUUCGUGCAGGAAAUAGAUCAAAAGAUAGGAGUUCAUUUCCAGCCCAUUGAGAUUGAAGAUGGUGUGUAUGGUUCUGCAUCAGAGGAGAUCAUCUUUGGGGUUAUGAAGUGUUUUAUGGAAGACAUUGUUCGCCAGGCGUUCCACUGCAAGUCUACGAAAGACAGAAACAUUGACUCAAUUUCUGUGGCAGAUGUCCAUGAAGGUCUGUCCACUCUAGCUCACGCAGACUUCAUCACCAACAAGUACAUGGGAGUGAGAGAAGAACAAAUGAACAGUGACAUCAGUUGACAAUAGGAGUGAAAGAAGAACAAACUGACAUCAGUUGACACAAUGGAAGUGAAAGAAGAACGAACAAACAGUGACAUCAGUUGACACAAUGUGAGUGAAAGAAGAACGAACGAACAGUGACAUCAGUUGCAUUAUGGUAUAUAGCCCACGAUAUGAUACGAUAUAUAGCCCACGAUAUGAUACAUAGCCCACAAUACGAUACGCACAAUGAUAUGAUAUAUAUCUUGAAGGACAUAACCUGUCAAUAAGUAUAUGUUGGUACAAAUUGAUGUUGGUAAAUCGAUACAGAAUUACAGUAGGAAUCCAUACACAGGCAACAGAAUCGUGUUGCUUAUCAGCAGCAGUAGUAGAGGCACCGAUUUUCCGCAAUCGCGGAAUCGCGGAAAUACCUAUCUGAAACGGAAUUCCAGAUUUUUUUUCAAAACAUUAUUUAACUUUAAAUAGCGCAUUUGAUUAAUUAAAAUUAAUUUUUCCAACUAGAAACUAUGGACACCGACAUCUGCCUGUGCUACGCUAUGACACUAGUACCUUUGUAUGUUACGCCAAAUGUUUAAUGUAAAGUAUAUAGACGUUUUACCAGUCGUGUUUUCUUCGCUUAUUCUCUGCGAUUUAACAGGAAAAACCGAACAUUGUGAGCUCGAUAUUUACUCACGUGAAAGAUAUAUUAUGUUAUGUUUGCUUAUUAAUUUUUAACAUUUGCGGCAUUGCCAUAUUUCCGAUCUCACAAAGGAAUGCA
Molecule: messenger RNA, 4939 nt
Organism: Gigantopelta aegis
Lineage: Eukaryota; Metazoa; Mollusca; Gastropoda; Neomphalida; Peltospiridae
Exons: 17
Coding region: 58-4203 (1381 amino acids)
Biological process (GO): regulation of transcription by RNA polymerase II; chromatin remodeling
Cellular component (GO): NuA4 histone acetyltransferase complex
Molecular function (GO): histone binding
Source: RefSeq, a predicted model, not a curated record